CUGUCUGCUUAUAUAGCGCCCGGCAGCUCAAACUGGCUCCGCGGACGAUUGGAAGAGCAGCAGUGCAGCUUCUCCACAACCAGCAUCUGAUUCUCUCCUCACCCAGGCCUUCAGCACCAUGGCACAGCAGGCGUUCCAGACAGCGGGGAAGAAGCCCGGCCUGGAGAUAUGGCGGGUGGAGAAGAUGGAUCUGGCUCCGGUUCCAAAGCAGCUCUACGGAGACUUCUUCACCGGGGACGCCUACGUCAUCCUCCACACCACUGCAGCUCCUUCUUACAACGUGCACUCAUGGAUUGGUGAGGAAGCCACCAAAGACGAGGCUGGAGCUGCUGCUAUUCUGAUCACUCAGCUGGACGAUCACCUUGGUGGCGGUCCGGUCCAAUUCAACGAGUUCCAAAACGAAGAGUCGCUCACUUUUCAGGGUUACUUCAAGUCUGGCAUCAAGUACAAGAAAGGUGGCGUAAACUCAGGCUUCAAGCAUGUCGUGACCAAUGACAUGAAUGUGAAGCGCCUGCUGCACCUCAAAGGCCGGCGUACAGUCAGAGCCACCGAGGUGGCCUUGUCCUGGGACAGCUUCAACAAGGGAGACUGCUUCAUCAUCGACCUGGGAAAGGUGAUCUACCAGUGGUCUGGCAGUGAGAGCAAUCGCUAUGAGCGUCUCAAGGCCACUCAGAUGGCCAAAGAUAUCCGUGACAAUGAGAGACAUGGCCGUGCUGAGGUGAACAUGAUUGAUGAGGGCGGUGAACCCGAGGCUGUCAUCAAGGAACUUGGUCCAAAGCCGAAUCUCCCUUCAGGAGACUGUGAUGUGGCUUAUGAGACGCCCAAGAAGAAUAAGGCAUCUCUGUAUCAGGUUUCUGAUGCUUCUGGAGACAUGUCAACAACUCUGGUGGCCGGUUCAAACCCAUUCAAACAAGACAUGCUCUCUCCCAGUGAAUGCUACGUCCUGGAUAAUGGAGACGACGGGAACAUAUUUGUUUGGAAAGGACCAAAGGCAAACACAACUGAGCGCAAAGAAGCAUGGACCAUUGCCCAAAAGUUCAUCAAAGAAAAGAAUUACUCUCCAAGAACAAAGGUCCAGGUCAUUCCUGCGGGGAGUGAGACCACUCUGUUCAAGCAGUUCUUUUUCAAAUGGCUGGAGGGAGCGGCCACAGGUCAGACCUACACUGUGGGUCGCAUCGCUAAAGUGGAGAAGAUUCCCUUCGAUGCCUCAAAACUCCAUGGCAACAACGCCAUGGCCGCCCAGCACGGCAUGGUGGAUGACGGCUCUGGGAAAGUCCAGAUCUGGCGUGUGGAAGGACGUGACAAGGCCCCUGUGGACCCGUCCAGCUAUGGGCAUUUCUAUGGAGGAGACUGUUAUCUGGUGCUGUAUUCAUACAACGAUGGAGGCAGGCAGAAGCACAUCAUCUACACCUGGCAAGGCCAGAAGUGCAGUCAGGAUGAACUGGCUGCUUCAGCUUUCCUCACAGUCAAACUGGACGAUUCGAUGGGAGGAGUGGCCACCCAGGUCCGGGUCACUCAGAACCGAGAGCCUCCUCACCUGGUGAGCCUGUUCAAGAACAAGCCUUUAAUCAUCUACCUGGGUGGGACGUCCCGCAAGGGUGGAGACAGCAAACCCGCCAGCACUCGUCUCUUCCAUAUCCGCCAGAGCUCCACCAAAGCAUUGCGGGCUGUUGAGGUGGAAGCCACGGCCUCCAGCCUGAACACCAACGACGUGUUUGUGCUCAAAUCGGCAAAUUCCCUGUUCGUGUGGAAGGGGAAGGGAGCAAGUCCGGAUGAGAUGACUGCCGCCAAGUACGUUGCCAGCCUGCUGGGUGGAACUGCCACAGAGGUGGAGGAAUCCAAGGAACCAGCUGGUUUCUGGACAGCACUGGGAGGGAAGAAAGAUUACCAGACCUCCAAGACCCUCCAGAAUGUAGUCAGACCACCAAGACUGUUUGGCUGUUCCAAUAAGACCGGUCGGCUCAUUGCAGAAGAGGUGCCAGGCGACUUCUCACAGAUUGAUUUGGCAACCGAUGACGUCAUGGUUCUGGACACGUGGGAUCAGGUCUUCGUUUGGAUUGGAAAAGAAGCGAAUGACACAGAAACGACUGGAGCGCCUCAAAUCGCCCAGGACUACGUGAAUUCAGACCCCUCUGGUCGCCGCGGCAUCCCCAUCACCACCAUCAAGCAGGGGCAGGAGCCGCCCUCCUUCACCGGCUGGUUCCAUGGUUGGGAUCCCAAGAUGUGGAACUAAGAACCUUUGGAACCCAUAGUUUCCGUCAGAAAAAAAAAAAAAAAAAAAAACUUUAGUGGGGAAAACAAA
Molecule: messenger RNA, 2302 nt
Organism: Xiphophorus maculatus (southern platyfish)
Lineage: Eukaryota; Metazoa; Chordata; Actinopteri; Cyprinodontiformes; Poeciliidae
Gene: scinla
Product: gelsolin-like
Exons: 17
Coding region: 119-2233 (704 amino acids)
Biological process (GO): barbed-end actin filament capping; actin polymerization or depolymerization; actin filament severing
Cellular component (GO): actin cytoskeleton; cytoplasm
Molecular function (GO): actin filament binding; phosphatidylinositol-4,5-bisphosphate binding
Source: RefSeq, a predicted model, not a curated record